This is a messenger RNA of Drosophila busckii, 2414 nucleotides long. Its product is annotated as dipeptidyl peptidase 3. Gene Ontology annotation, cellular component: cytoplasm. The transcript has 3 exons. Gene Ontology annotation, molecular function: dipeptidyl-peptidase activity; metalloexopeptidase activity. The coding region runs from base 33 to 2339 and encodes 768 amino acids. The record is from RefSeq and is a predicted model, not a curated record. Gene Ontology annotation, biological process: proteolysis. NCBI's taxonomy places the organism in Eukaryota, Metazoa, Arthropoda, Insecta, Diptera, Drosophilidae.
AAUAUCAGUUACACACGGAAAGGAUUUAUCAUAUGUUAAAAGGGAUUGAACACUAUCAUAAUCCAGACCGGCAGGAUGCUUUUAUAAUCGAAAAACAUUUAAUAGAAUCCAACGCUCACCUAAUUUAUACAAAAACUUUGCUGCGCAGACAUUUGACGCAGUGCAGCAUGGAAGUGUCACGCAAAUCAACGAAUUUCGUUCUGCCCAAUACGCAGCCCAUUGGAGACUUAAAUUGCAAAAAUGCAUUUGAAAGUCUGACGGACAAGGAGAAGCUUUAUGCGCAUUACCUGAGCAAAGCGUCGUGGAAUGGUGGGCUCAUUUCGCUCAUACAGUCAAGCCCUGAGGCGCCGCUAAUCUUCUCACUACUGCAUCGCAUCUUUGUAGCUGAGAAACCCGCCGAGCUGAAGGUCAAAGCCAUACAGUCAGGUGUGUCUGAAGAUGACUUUACGGCAUUUCUUGUAUACACAUGCGGUGUGUUCGCUAAUACUGGUAACUACUUGGGCGUGGGAGAUAGCAAGAUUCUACCCAAUAUCAGCAAGGAUAAGUUUGAUGCUAUUGUGCACUCCUCUGCAGCAUUUGCAGCUGACCCACGCGUUGCAAAGAUCUAUGAAAAUGUCAAAAGCCUCAUCUAUGAGCUGGAAUCUCGCAAUGAAAUACUUGGCUUUUCACCGAAUGGUGUAACAGCAUACUGGUCCGAUAACUGCACUAAAAAGGACUCGGAUAUAGUCAACUCCUGGCUUACAUCCAAACGCAUCGAGCCUUACAUGUGUCGCACCUUCAAAAUCGAGGAGAAUGGCCAGACAGUCUAUGAUGUCAAGCUGGGUUCUAUUGCACAAUCCACCAAGGAUGGUAUCACCUUGCCUCUGGAGCAGUAUAAAGGACAUAAUUUCCGCGUAACACGCGGCGAUUACCAACCAUUGCUGCAGCGUGUCAAUGAAAACUUGCAACAGGCCAAAAAGUACGCCGCCAAUGAAAAUGAAUCCAACAUGAUUGAGCACUAUAUCAAAUCCUUUGAAGAAGGCUCUUUAGCUGACCACAAAGAUGGCUCUAGAUGGUGGAUUAAGGACAAGGGACCUGUUAUUGAAACGUAUAUUGGUUUCAUUGAGACUUAUCGUGAUCCUGCAGGUGGACGUGCUGAAUUCGAGGGAUUUGUGGCUAUGGUAAACAAGGAAAAUUCUGCCAAAUUUGCUGAAUUGGUUAAUCGUGCAGAAGAACUCUUACAAUAUUUGCCUUGGACACAACCUUAUGAAAAAGACGUGUACUUGAAACCAGAUUUUACAUCGCUCGAUGUGCUCACAUUUUCUGGCAACAUGGUACCUACAGGCAUCAACAUACCCAACUAUGACGAAAUCCGUCAGGAUGAGGGCUUUAAGAACGUGGCCUUGGGAAAUGUACUGGCUAACAUAAAUCAAAAAGACCCUAUUGCAUUUCUAUCGGAAGCCGAUCAGACGCUGAUGAAAAAAUACAAAGUAAAAGCAUAUGAGCUGCAAGUGGGCAUACAUGAAUUACUUGGACAUGGCAGUGGCAAACUGUUCCGCAUUGAUGAGAAUGGCGCUUACAACUUUGAUGAGAAGAGUGUGAAAAAUCUUAUUACAGGCGAGUCCAUUACCAAGUGGUAUCUACCGGGCGAAACAUAUGAUACGAAGUUUGGCGCUAUUGGUUCAUCAUACGAGGAGUGUCGUGCCGAGACUGUUGGUCUCUAUUUGUGCUUGCAACGCGAAAUUUUGGAAAUAUUUGGCUAUAAGGAUGUUGCACAACAGGACGAUAUUAUUUAUGCUAAUUGGCUACAUCUUAUUUGGAGCGGCAUGUGUGAUGUUGUGGAUUAUAAUCCCAAAUCAAAGAUGUGGUUGCAAGCGCAUUCGCGUGCUCACUUUGUUAUCAUGAGAGUGCUGUUGGAGGUGGGUGAAGGCUUCUUUACCAUUGAAGAGACUGAAGACGGUAAGAAUCUGCUGCUUACAUUAGAUCGCAGUAAGAUUCAAACUGUUGGCAAGAAAGCGCUUGGAGAUUUCCUCACUAAAUUGCAAGUGUAUAAGUCAACAGCGGACAUUGAAGCCGCUUCCAAAAUUUACGAACAUUUCUCUGAGGUCAAUGAGGACGGCACUCAUCCUUGGGCCAAGUGGCGUGAUAUAUGCCUGGCGCAUAAAAAGCCAAGAAUUAUCUUGGUGCAAGCCAACACCAUGGUCAAUGGUGAUAAGGUCGAGCUGAAGACCUAUGAGCCAACCCACGAAGGAUAUAUACAAUCUUGGGUCGACCGUUAUCCCUCUACUGACGUUGAUGAAGUGCUGGAGAGUAUUGUUGAGCAGGAUAAAAAGUAUUUCCCCUUGGCGUUUAAAAACUAAGCUAAUGUUCAAGAAGAAAAUAGUAAACGCUCAAUGCUUAAAUAAUACUUAAUGCAUUUAUAAAAGCAAAAAUUA